AUGGGAAAAUCGUCAAAAGACAAGCGCGACGCCUACUACCGGCUCGCCAAAGAACAAGGCUGGCGCGCCAGAAGUGCUUUCAAGCUCCUCCAGUUGGAUGAGGAAUUCAACCUCUUCGAAAAUGUCACCCGAGUUGUAGACCUGUGUGCUGCCCCGGGCAGUUGGUCUCAAGUUCUCUCCAGAGUCCUGAUCAAAAAUGAAAAAUUCGGCCGCUGUGCCUGGGAAGACCGUGAAGCCCAGUUCCGUCAGAGGAUGCUCAACUUAAUCCCAUCAGCGUCCUCCCAAGAGGACAGCCAGCAAGAAACGAAGCAAGACGUUGAAAUGGCCAACACACAAGAUGAAACCACCGCCAGGCCAGACGUCAAGAUCGUCUCCAUCGAUCUCCAGCCCAUCAGCCCCCUCCCGGGCGUCAUCACCCUCCGAGCCGAUAUCACCCACCCCGCCACCGUCCCCCUUCUCCUCAAAGCGCUGGACCCAUCUUACGACCCCGAAACAUCCACCAACCAGCAAGCCCAACACCCAGUCGACCUCGUCAUCAGCGACGGUGCUCCUGAUGUCACCGGUCUACACGACCUCGACAUCUACGUCCAAUCCCAGCUCCUCUUCGCCGCCCUCAACCUCGCCCUCUGCGUGUUAAAACCAGGCGGAAAGUUUGUCGCCAAAAUUUUCCGCGGCCGCAACGUGGACCUCCUCUACGCCCAGCUCAAGGUCUUCUUCGAGAAAGUCCAUGUGGCCAAGCCAAGGUCUUCCCGUGCGAGCAGCGUGGAGGCGUUCAUCGUCUGCAUCAACUUUCAGCCGCCAGAGGGUUUCAAGGCCAGCCUGGAGGAGCCCUUGGGCGUGGGUAGCCGGCUGGCUGAGUUGCAAGAGCAACAGCAAGACCCCAUCUCGCAGUCUGAGCCAUCAAAAGCGGAUGAUGAUGGUAUCACUGAGGUUAUCCUCGAGGACCUUUCCGGAAGCGAUAACAAGAACAGAUGGAUAGCCCCUUUCAUCGCCUGCGGUGACCUUUCGGCUUUCGAUUCUGAUGCCUCUUAUAAGCUCGCAGCCGGUCACGUUUCUCUGCCUCCUGUGCAACCACCUACUGCGCCGCCUUACAAACGGGCUAUUGAGUUGAGGAGGCAGAAUGGAGGUGCCUAUGGGAAGCCGGUAGUUGCCAAAUAG
This is a messenger RNA of Podospora anserina S mat+, 1158 nucleotides long. RefSeq lists its product as uncharacterized. Gene Ontology annotation, cellular component: cytoplasm. Gene Ontology annotation, biological process: tRNA methylation; cytoplasmic translation. Gene Ontology annotation, molecular function: tRNA methyltransferase activity. The record is from RefSeq and is a predicted model, not a curated record. The transcript has 2 exons. NCBI's taxonomy places the organism in Eukaryota, Fungi, Ascomycota, Sordariomycetes, Sordariales, Podosporaceae. The coding region runs from base 1 to 1158 and encodes 385 amino acids.